Messenger RNA from Patella vulgata (common limpet), 1069 nucleotides. RefSeq lists its product as uncharacterized. The record is from RefSeq and is a predicted model, not a curated record. Bases 147 to 881 code for a protein of 244 amino acids. Gene Ontology annotation, molecular function: sterol 24-C-methyltransferase activity. The transcript has 4 exons. Gene Ontology annotation, biological process: sterol biosynthetic process. Gene Ontology annotation, cellular component: endoplasmic reticulum. Lineage: Eukaryota; Metazoa; Mollusca; Gastropoda; Patellidae.
UACAGAAGAGCUUUUAAAGAGAGAUAAAUCUAAUUGAAAAGUAAUAUUUUGUCAAGUUGAAAGUCAAAAAAACUAAAAAGUUUGACCAAGAAAAAAGCCUGAUCUUUAAGACCACUUUUAAUGGAGUAUUCACUGAAGUACAAAAUAUGACUGGCUUAGUUAACCGGAUUUCACUGAAUUUGAAAAACCCACAGAAAGGCUUGGUGGGAUGGUGGCUGAAUUCUGCAUUUAAAAAGCGUAAUGCAUAUUUAGAAGAAAAUGCUGCUCGUUUGUGUAAUAUCCAACCUGAUCACAAAGUGCUAGAAAUAGGAUUUGGUCCUGGUUGUGGGUUGGAAGCAGCAUACAAAUAUGUAAAGGAGGGAAAUGGAAAAAUUCAUGGAGUAGACAUAUCAGAAUAUAUGGUAGAAUAUGCCAGUAAAUCAUGUCAUCAAUUGAUUCAACAAAAUAAACUCCAAAUUUUGUUAAGCAGUGUGCAUCAUAUGCCUUUUAAUACGGACACCUUUGAUAGGGUAUUUCAUGUAAACUCCUAUUAUUUCUGGCCCUCUAUGAAACAUUCUUUACGGGAAAUUUAUCGUGUGAUGAAACCAGGUGCUAUCAUGGUAACAACCCUUAACUUAAAAAGACUGAAAAUUUUGCAAUCGAAAGGAUACUUUAAGCAUGGAAACAUCGAUCCUCUGAAAUACAUGGUAGCGCUAGAAAAAACUGGUUUUGAGAAUGUUCGAAUUGAAUACCUUAAGGACAGUCUGUACAAAGAAAAAAAAACAUAUCAAGCCAUAUUCGCGGAAAUAAAAGAGAAGCCAGCGUAUGAUGAGGAAUUUGAAGAUGUGGAAUAUGAAGAGAAUUUAGACAUUAAAAACAAUGAAAAAUCAGAUGAUCCUUAACCUCUUUAAUCGGCUCAUCUUGACUUUUUUUAAAGGGGUGCAAGACUUUCCUCAGCCUGGUAUUGAAUUUUGGUAGUUUAAAUGCUUUGCCAUAGCCAGCUGCUUAACUAUUUUUUGUGAAUAGUGCUACACACAACCGUCCCAAGUACGAUUUAGGUACCAAUAAAGUAAAUGUGUAGAACUUUGAA